GGAGUGCUCCUUGUCCAGCACUUCGACUCGUUGGGCUCGAGGGUGGGACUCAGAGCAAUGGCUACGUUUGCCAAGAAGACCUUCGACACCGCAAGAUAUGCGGCUGCGAGACCAACUUACCCCAGGACGCUCUAUGACUUGAUACUCAAGUAUCACGAGGGUGACAAGCGCGCUCGCUGGAACAUGGCUCUUGACCUCGGAUGCGGAACUGGCCAAGCCACGACAGAACUCUCCCAAUUCAAGCGCGUCGUCGGCAUCGACCCCAGCGAGAAGAUGCUGCAAGGCGCGCGCACCCGCGUCGAGUCGCUUUACCCUUCCGGCACGGACCAGUUCCGGUUCGUGCACAGCGCCGCCGAGGACCUCUCGUCCUUCCCAGACAACUCCGUCGACAUGACCGUGUCAGCACAAGCGGCGCACUGGUUCAACUGGUCGAAGCUAUGGCCGGAGCUGGCGCGCGUGAUGAGGCCGGGAGGGACGCUUGCUGUCUGGGGUUACUCUGAAUUCAGGCUGAGCGAGCACCCUUCGGUGACGCCCUUGAUUCACCAGUAUAGUCAAGGAACUGAUCCAGAGAACUCCCUGGGCCCGCACUGGGAACGUCCGGGUCGCACCAUCGUCGAUGAGCACCUACAAGCCAUUCCGAACGGCAAUGAGGUCGUCCCAGGCGCGCUCUCAGACUUCCAGCGCCUUUACUUCACGGGCCCCCACCACCCCACCCUCCCCUCCCCCCGGCCCGUCAUCCUGCGCACCAAGACGACCUGGGACGGCCUCCUCGGCUACCUCCACACCUUCUCCUCCCUGCACACCUUCCACGAGAAGUACCCGCACGACCUCGCGCACCCGGACGGCGACAUCAGCGUGCGCUUUUGGAAGGCGCUGCAGGAGCAGGUUAGGAAGGACAAGGGCGAGGUCGGGGAGCAUGUCAUGGUGGAGUGGCCGCUGGCGUUAAUUGUGGCGAAGUUUGCGUAAGGGAAGAGAGUGUGUAAGCUCACCGGCGACAAAAAGUCGCGGGAGUGCGAUGCAGUACAUGACCUGGCAUUUACCCAUCGCAAUGGCAUCUCGUGUUUUGUCGCGCUUGGCGACCUUUACUUUGCC
Messenger RNA from Schizophyllum commune H4-8, 1092 nucleotides. RefSeq lists its product as uncharacterized. The transcript has 7 exons. The record is from RefSeq and is a predicted model, not a curated record. Bases 58 to 966 code for a protein of 302 amino acids. Gene Ontology annotation, molecular function: S-adenosylmethionine-dependent methyltransferase activity. NCBI's taxonomy places the organism in Eukaryota, Fungi, Basidiomycota, Agaricomycetes, Agaricales, Schizophyllaceae.